This is a messenger RNA of Paramacrobiotus metropolitanus, 3997 nucleotides long. Its product is annotated as brother of CDO-like. The transcript has 7 exons. Gene Ontology annotation, biological process: cell-cell adhesion. The record is from RefSeq and is a predicted model, not a curated record. NCBI's taxonomy places the organism in Eukaryota, Metazoa, Tardigrada, Eutardigrada, Parachela, Macrobiotidae. The coding region runs from base 367 to 3690 and encodes 1107 amino acids. Gene Ontology annotation, molecular function: protein binding.
CAACGCUUGUUCAUGCAUCGGGGCUUAUCGGCACAACAUUAGCAACCGCUGGAAUCCAGAUCAAGGAAAAGUGAAAUCUUCUGCGCCAUGUGAAUUAUUUCUACUUGCUGACCAGAGCCGAUAUUGGAAUUGCACUUACCACGCUUCAUCACACAUGCAAAUAAUUGGGACUAUUUUGAUUCCUGUGAUGUUUCUCAAGCCUUUAAUAAUGUUUGCAUCGGAGUUAAUAAGAUGAACGAGUGCGGCAACGAACGAUUUAUGCACUUCCAGUAUAAUUAUGCGACUACAAUUUAUAUGGAUUCAAUGGAUUUUGCGCUAAUCAGGACACCAGUGUAACACAUCCCUCGACCGGCGAACAACGGGACGAUGGCCGGACUCCAUGUGCGCAUCUGCAUCUUGAUCUCAAUCCUCCCCGGACUCCUACACGCACAAUCCACCAGCAGUGACAGCGUGGUGGACAUUCCCACAUUCUCCCAGCAUCCCCGCUCCCAAAUCCUCCUGCCGCGGCACCGGCUGACGCUCAACUGCCAGAUCACGCUGGACACGGCGCAUCCGGUGGAGGGUGCAGAGGCCGUCCAGUGGAAUAUUGCCGGUAUAAAGUGGCUGCUGAACGGAAGCCGUAUCGACGAGGAUGCCGGCAAUGCGGACGGCCUGGUCAAUAUUCAUUAUCCCGCGCCUAAUGAGAGUGUACUGGUCAUUGAGCGGCACAACCAGAGCUGGGAUGGUGUUUACCAGUGUCUGGCCAGAUUGGAUCAGCCGGGGCUGAAUAGCUCGGCCAGUCUACUCAGCGAACCGGCCCGCGUCACAAGUGCCUCAAUGCCAAAACUGAGGAAAACACCGGAUCAAGUGGUAGAAGCCCUGGAAAAUCAGACUGCCCUCCUAAGCUGUGAUAUCCCCGAUAUGUAUCCGCGUCCCCUCAUUUCCUUCCUCCGCGAACAUCCCAUCAUCAGGAUCCCCUUAUCCUCCGAUAAAUACUACACAUCCCAACAGGGCACCCUCCAGAUCGCAUCCGUUACGCCAUCCGACGCCGGUCAUUACCGCUGCGUGUACACUAACCCAGUGGGCGGUCACGAGCGCAAGUCACGCCAGCGUAUCCAUCUCAAGAUCAUCAAAACACCCAAGCCGACCACCCCCACUACGCUGCGCUUCUUAACCAAACCCCCCGCCAAUCCGCAGCGCCUGGAGACCGGCCAGAACGUGACCCUGGAGUGCGCGGCGGCCGGUGUUCCACUUCCCAGCGUCACUUGGGAGCGCUACACGGCUCCCCUGCCGUCCACCGCCCAACUGAUUGCCGGCAAUUUAUUUAUCGUUAACUUCCAGUCGGAUGAUGCCGGCACGUAUGCGUGCAAAGCCAGUAAUGGGCGGGAAACGAUUGAGUCGGUACGGACCGUGCAUGCCGGUGCUGCGCCGCAUUUUCCCACGGUGACGCCCAGUCUGCACUUUCCUGUGUACCUGGGGCAGCCGUUUACACUGACCUGUCCGGUGGAAGGCGCACCGGCUCCGAGCAUCCAGUGGUACCACAACGGAUUAUUAUUGCCUAGCGAAACCGAUGCCAGUGUCGAUGUGGAAGCUUCGAACACGGAGCACAGCGGAUUUUAUCAGUGUUUCGCCACCAACGAGUUCGGGACCAAAAGCCGGACGUAUCAAGUAGAUGCGGUACCGGAACCGACGAGCACCACCACCACCACAACAACGACAACUACAACGCCCACUACGACUACAACCACUACGACACCAACGACCACGACGACAACCACAACAACGACGCCAACUACCACCACCACAACUACGACGACCACCACAACGACAACAACCGAACCGACGACGACGACCACCGAGACAACGACCCCUGAAGAAACAACGACGGAAAAGCCAACGAAACCGUACUGGGAAAUAUUUAACAAGCAGGACGAGGGUGACGAGACCGAAAUUACCCUGGAUCUCACAGUGCCAACAACAUCUUAUUCACCAACAGACCGCUCCUUACCCGCGGGACGAUCCGACUACAUUAUCAAUCCUGAAUCAUUCUCCGUCAUCGACGACAUGCUGAACGGUGUCACUCCAACAGAGACGACACCCGAGCCAACGACGACUGAAUCAUCCACAACGACCACCACACCGACAGCCGACGAGUUCACCGAACUCCCAGAGUGGAUGCCGGAUGCGCACCCCGACACUAUCGACUACACCGAUCUCUGGCCGGUGUCCGAGCCGGACCCGGCGAUGACCCCAGGCUACGAUGACGUCGCCACCACAAAAAAACCAAAGAAAGGGAAGAAGCACAAAACCACCAAACCGCCGCAACGAACACCAUCGGACUAUGAUGAAGACGAGGAGGAUGAUGACGAUGAACUACUGGUCCCGCCCAGUCAACCGGAAGUAGAGAAAACCAGCGGGACCGCAGUGAUGCUGCGGUGGGAUGUGCCGCCGAAUGAUGGGCUGGAUAUCACGUUCUUCCGGGUGCAGUAUCGGGAUAUGGACGUCCAGAAGGACUGGAGUACCACGGAGGAUUUGAUCCCGAAUGAUUGGCGCGCCUAUGAAGUGGGGAAUUUGACGCCGGGUCACAGCUACCGGUUCCGGAUUGCCGCGGUAUACAGUAAUAAUGACAACCGGGUGGGGCGAAAAUCACGGAAAUUUAAGUUAACCGACGUGGGGAGUGUCGAGGAGACGACGACGGUGACGGUGGCGCCUUCUACCGAUGCACCGGAGCAGCCGCCGGUAAUUAUUGGAGCGGAAUCAACGACCAACACGAUCACGCUGCGCUGGAUGCAGCCAUCGUCCCCGGUGAAAGGUUACUACCUCCACUUCCGCGAACUGACCUCAACGAAGAAAUUUAUUCGACACCGUAUUCUGGACGUCGGAAGCACGGUGUAUACGUUGACCGAUUUAUUGCCGGCCACCCAGUACCAGAUUAAAAUGCAGAGUUUUAACCAGGUGGCUAGUGAUUAUAGUAAUGUAUUCGAAUUCGCCACCCAGCCGGAGACGGCGGUUAACUAUACGAAACCCUCAGAGAUGCGCUCAUCCAAUCCGACGGUACCGGCGGAUGACUUCUUCCUGGCCGGUGCCAACAAUACACAAAAGACCAGCGAUCUCCUGUACAUGGUGCUGGGGAUUGUGCUGGGCUCAGCGUUUUUGGUAUUGUUGAUUUUUAUGAUGGCUUGCAAGAUUCGACAAUACCAAGCCAAGAAAAAGACGCUGGAUAAUCCGCGCGUGCGAAACCGGUUGCGGAGUAGUUCGCGUGAUUUGACUAAGGAGAGGACCAAUACCAUGCAUACGCCGGGUUAUCUGCAUCCGGCGUUUAGUGCCAAUGGGGCACCGUUCGGCAAAAGCCAGAGUAAUGGAGAACUGGAUGUCAUGCGACCCUUGGCGUCGCCGCAUGAGAACGAUAACGACAGCGAACCGGAAACAGAAAGCGUUGAGAGAUCAGUUCCUCGGUCGCGAAAAGCAAGUCCUUUGGAUAACCACAGUUUAUAUAACGAUCCAAAUGAGGAUCUGUAUAUGCCGGAGCGGACUACGGGCACCUUUCGGCGUCCCAGUUCGGCCCAUCCGGCCAUGAUGAUCCCGACGUGGAACGACACCAUGUCCGAAUACAGUACGAACACUGCCCGCAGUGUGGAUUAUAUGGGCCGGCGAAACAAGCUCAGAUCUCAGAUCAAACCGCAAGCUCAAAUAAUCAACUAUUUCGAAUGAUACGAACCCCCCUAAACUGGUCCCUGCUGUGUCCAUACUCCGCAUGUCACACUGCACAUAGGCAUUUCGCUUCAGAUGAACGGUGUUCAAUAAGUAUUAGCGUCGUCUUGUUUUUUUUCUCUGUACAGUUGUUGUUAUUCAGUGUUUCCUUUGGUAUUUGGAUUUUUGUUUCGUGCUACAUCGUUGUAUGAUGUGCUUUUUUAAUUUGAUUUGCUUCUGACCAAUUUUUCCUGUUGAGAAGCGUGGAAGUCGUUACCCUUACGAAUCUCAAUGAAAUGGCAGCAAUUUGACAAAUAAAGCACAGUGA